Molecule: messenger RNA, 1408 nt
Organism: Trachymyrmex septentrionalis
Lineage: Eukaryota; Metazoa; Arthropoda; Insecta; Hymenoptera; Formicidae
Product: FGFR1 oncogene partner 2 homolog
Source: RefSeq, a predicted model, not a curated record
CAAAGCUAUGUAUUACAUAUCGUGUAUUAUCAAAGAAACAUCGUUAGAUCAAUGCUCUAUAAAAAGAUCGAGCAGAGGACGUAAGCUCCUUUUCUCGUUCGCGGUAAAUGUCAAAUCGCGAGCGGCCAUUUUCCUUUCGGAUCGUUGAUCGCCUCGCGUUCCAUGGGCACAUAUCACACACACACGUGCGCGCGCACAUAUAUUUUGUGUGCAAGAACUUUAUGGCGUCACACAGCUGACGUGUAUACAUGCACACCACCGCGUGAAGGUGGAAUGAUACGCAAGGAGCACGAGACGGGAUCACAGUGAUCAAAUCACCGCACGACACGCAGAACGGUCCUCAGAGGCGAGUCGAGUCUUGGUACGAACGACGACGUUCUCGCAUAACCUCGGCGUCGUCAUCGGCGAUCAAUCCGCCCCGAAUGCUCCACGGAGUCGCGAGUCACUGCUGAACGCCUGAAUCUGGCGAGUCGCCUUCUCAGUUAUCCCGAAAGGUGAGUACCGUACUCGUCCAGCACGCAUAUGAUUCGGGAAGUUGACGACGACUCGUUCGAGGUCUCCCUUGAGGACGCGUCCAACAGGCCCUUCUUUGCUCACAUUCGAGAAGAAAUGUCGUUGACGUUUCAGCAGAUUAUAUUGGAUGCCAAGAAAUUGGUCAUUCGAAUUUCGGACCAUGAGAAUACUGCAGAUACUUUGAUAAGCGAGGUAGAGGCUGUAUGUGGACAAAUUGAUAACAUGAAACAGUAUCAAGAGGAAGUAGAAAUUUUAAAUACAGAAGCAAAGCAAAGACCUCACUUGCAACUGAUCGCCGGAAUACAAAGGGAAAAUAAACAUUUGCGAGAAAUACAGGCAGAGAAUAAAGAGUUGAGAAAUGCAUUGGAAGAUCACCAGCAUGCGCUUGAGCUCAUAAUGUCCAAAUAUCGACAACAAACUGCCUCUUUAUUGCGUCUGAACAAAACUGAUUAUUCAUCGAUGCAUAAUUCGAAAUAUGCUAAUAUAAUAACCAGUCAAGCGGAAAAAAUUAAUGAAAUGGCAGCUGUAAUGAAAACUGCUGCUGCCUUAGAUGAAGAAAAUGAAUUGAAGGAGAAGGAGGCGUUUCAUUCUUUAAAAGAAGAGAACGCUACUCUCCGAGAAAUAGUAAAUAUUGCAAAUAAAUACGGUUCCUUAAACAAAGAAUGUUCUGUAGAAAGCAAAACCGUUCAAACAGAUCCGCCAAUAGAUUAAAGAAAUUUGCUCCUAGUAUUUUCGAUCCUUUUUAUAAAAAGUUGACCAGUAUUUAUUUCACACGUAAACUCAUGACAUUAUAUUACUACUAGAUAGAAUCUAUUACAUAUAAGUAAAAAGUGUAUGUGCAAGAGUUGUAGUAUGCGAAUUAAAUAUUUGUAAAAUAAAUUGUAUUGUAAGCCGU